Messenger RNA from Varanus komodoensis (Komodo dragon), 1683 nucleotides. It is a transcript of the gene WDR46, whose product is annotated as WD repeat domain 46. NCBI's taxonomy places the organism in Eukaryota, Metazoa, Chordata, Lepidosauria, Squamata, Varanidae. Gene Ontology annotation, molecular function: protein binding. The record is from RefSeq and is a predicted model, not a curated record. Gene Ontology annotation, biological process: maturation of SSU-rRNA from tricistronic rRNA transcript (SSU-rRNA, 5.8S rRNA, LSU-rRNA). The transcript has 15 exons. The coding region runs from base 1 to 1683 and encodes 560 amino acids. Gene Ontology annotation, cellular component: small-subunit processome; 90S preribosome; nucleolus.
AUGGCGGGGGACCGGGAGGCGGCGGCAUCGGCAGCGGCGGCGGCCAAGGCGAGGAAGAAGACGCGCCCCCAGCGGUACUGGGAAGGAGAGCCGGGCGGUGCAGCGCCCGAGCGGGCUGGAGCUGCUGCCCCGAAGGAGCCCCGGCCGGAUGGGGCACCCGGGACGAAGACGGCGAGGCCGGGCUGCCGGCGCCGGAUCUCGGGGGGGACGGAUCCCUUUCCCGGCGCAGCCCCCAUCUGCUCCGAACGGCUGAAGAAGUUCCGGCGAGGGCCCUCGGGAGUGCUGGGCACGGCCUCGGGCAAGCGGCUCCGGCACCAGCUGGCACUGCAGGAGGAGCGUGCGGAGGCUGCCGCCGAGCAGGCGGCCCGGAGGGAGCUGCUGCUCCUGGAGGAGCCUGGGUUUCUGGAAGGCGAGGACGGAGAAGACACCUGCACCAUCUCCCAGGCGGACAUCGCCGAGGCGGUCGACCUGGCCGCCGGUGCCAAGCAUUUUGAGCUGAGGCUGGAGCAGUUUGGCCCGUACAGGAUCAGCUACACCCGCAACGGGAGGCAUCUGCUCCUGGGCGGGCGCCGGGGCCACGUGGCGGCCCUCGACUGGCACACGAAGGCCUUGCUGUGCGAGAUCAACGUCAUGGAGUCCAUCGCCGACCUCACGUGGCUGCACACGGAGAGCAUGUUCGCCGUGGCCCAGCGCCAGUGGCUCUACGUCUACGACAACCAGGGCGUGGAGCUGAGCUGCCUGAAGCGCUUCCACGGCGUCCAGUGCAUGACCUUCCUGCCCUACCACUUCCUGCUGGCCACCGCGAGCGAGACGGGCUUCCUGCAGUACCUGGACGUCUCCGUGGGCAAGGAGGUGGCCGCCAUCUGCACCAAGGGGGGGCGCCUGGCCGUCAUGGCCCAGAACCCCUCCAGCGCCAUCGUCCACCUGGGGCACAGCAACGGUGUGGUGACGCUCUGGAGCCCCAGCGCCAGGGAGCCCCUCGUGCGGAUGCUGUGCCACCGCGGGCCCGUCCGGGCGGUGGCGGUCGAGGCCUCCGGGACCUACAUGGCCACCUCCGGCCCGGACCAGAAGCUUCACAUCUACGACCUGCGGACGUACCGGCGCCUCCACUCGCUGCUGCUGCCGACGGGCGCCGGGCACCUGGACUUCAGCCAGCGGGGGCUCCUGGGCGCCGCCUGCCAGGAUGUGGUCCAGGUGUACAAGGACGUCGUGGCCGGCCCGCCCCGGAAGCCCUACCUGUGCCACGCGCUGCCACGGCCCUCGCACGGCCUGCGCUUCUGCCCCUUCGAGGACGUGCUGGGCGCGGGCCACGGGGGCGGCUUCGUCAGCCUGCUCGUGCCAGGAGCCGGGGAGCCCAACUUCGACGCCCUGGAGAGCAACCCUUUCCGGAGCCGGAAGCAGCGGCAGGAGUGGGAAGUGAAGGCCCUGCUGGAAAAGAUCCCGGCCGAGCUGAUCGCCCUGGAUCCCGGGCAGCUGGGCGCCGUGGACAGCGUCUCCCUGGAGCAGCAGCGCAAGGAGCGUGCGGAGAGGCUGGGCUACGACCCCCUGGACAAGGGCAAGUUCUCCCCACGGCGGCGGCUGAAGGGGCGCGACUCGGCCGGCAGCCGGCUGAAGAGGAAGAAGGCGGUGGCGGCCCAGGACCGGCGGGUAGGUCUCCUGACGGGCGUCAGCCCUCCCCCUUGA